AAAUAUGCUCAUGAUGUUAAAUACUUGAACGAACCCUUCGGUCAUAGACAUAUCUAAACUAACUUCCAUUUUGCUGAAGCUCGACCAAAGCAGUAAAUAUGUGGUGACUUUAGUUGUUAUUGAAUAUCAGUUUCAAUGUUCCGGAAUAUGAAAAAUGUUAGAUAAUAACCGUUAUAUUGUUUCUGCUGGCGUGACAGUCACUUAGCUUUGUUUUAACUUGAGUUAAUAAUUUAUUAUUUGUAAACGUGUCAUUUCAUCUUUCUUUCAAGGAUCACAAUUUAUUUUUAGCAUAAAUAAUAAUAUAAUUUUCUAUUCAUAGUUACAAAGACCCGCUUGAAAAAAUGGGUGGUGAUUUCGUAGAUUUGGACAAAUUUGCGAAAUUUGAGAAAAUAGGUGAAGGUACUUAUGGAGUGGUGUACAAAGCUAAGGAUAAUAAUGGAACGGAAGUAGCAUUGAAGAAAAUCAGGAUUGAUACAGAUGGAGAAGGCAUACCGUCAACAGCGAUACGGGAGAUAUCAUUAUUAAAAGAUCUGAAUCAUGUCAACAUUGUAAAACUCCAAGAUGUUAUUGUACGGGAAACAAAAAUUUUUCUUGUGUUCGAGUACCUCUUCAUGGAUCUCAAGAAGUACAUGGAUAGAGUUCUAUUUGACUUCGAUCCUAAAUUGGUUAAGAGCUACAUGCAUCAAUUGUUGCAAGGCUUGCACUACUGCCACACCCGUAAAAUCGCUCAUCGAGAUCUCAAACCUCAGAAUCUGCUCAUCGAUCAAGAAGGCCGAAUAAAGCUAGCUGACUUUGGUCUUUCAAGGUGCAUUUCAUUGCCAGUGUGUACUUACACCCACGAAGUGAUAACACUUUGGUAUCGGGCACCUGAAAUAUUAUUGGGAACCAAAUUGUACACCACAGCAGUUGACAUUUGGAGUCUAGGAUGCAUCUUUGCAGAAAUGUUCACCAGAAAAGCUCUUUUCCCAGGAGAUUCUGAAAUAGAUCAGCUUUUCCGGAUAUUCCGCACAUUGGGCACUCCAGAUGAAAAGAUAUGGCCAGAUGUUUCUCGACUACCAGACUACAAAUCUAUGUUCCCUCGUUGGAAGAAACAAGAAGUGACAACUGUUUUCCCCUCAGUUUGCGGAAAAGCACUCAGUGUAUUAAUGAAAAUGUUGGUAUAUGAUCCAAACCAAAGGAUAUCCGCCAGAGCUUUACUGGAAAUGCCUUACUUUGAGGAUGUGGAAACAGUUAAACCUUGCUUGGACUUCAAGACGACAAGAUCGUGGAAAGGUUCUGCAGCUGUUUGCAUUGAGUGAAUCCUGGACUACUGUUUAUCCUAUCCAAAGAGACUGUGUUCUACAUUUCGCUGUACUUUGUCAUCUUUCAUCUCAUGAUGCUUAGAAAGUAUAUUAUGUUAAUUAGUUAGUCACUUUAAAUAUUAAGAACAUAAUAAUUAAGAAACUAGUUGAGUUUUGUAGUAAAGAACAUUUAGAGUAACUCAGAGUUUUGUUUUGUUGUUUGGUUCUCUGUACAAAAUCUGCACUGUGCCAACUUCAUUUUUAGUUCUGGUCUGUAAUUUUUAAUCUUGCAACUGGGAAAUUUUGCCUGCAAUGGCAGUCAGGCUUUAGUGUUUCUAUUUUUAGUUUUUAUGUAAAACAAUUGCAGUUAACUUGCACUAUAUGUUAGGAAAAUGAAGUACCUCAUUACUUUUUAGAUAAUGCAUGAAUAUACGUACAAUACAUAUAUUUUUUACACUGAAAAAGCCAUAAAUGCAUGAAUAUUGUGAUAAGACUAUUAUAUGUAAUAUAUAUUUAUACCAGUUAACUUAUAUUGUAGGUUAAGACAAAUUAAGCACAUAAUUACUUUAAGAAAUUUGUAUAUAUGCAUAAAUAUAUAUGCAUUUUAAUAUUGUUUCACACUUAAAAAACCAUAAAUAUACCAAUAGUGUAAUAAAACUACUAUAGAUAUAAUGCAUGUGUAAUUUAUUAAAGUUGAUUUUAAAAUAGUGAAAAGUGCAGGACACAUUUCUAAUUUAAACACUGUAAAAUACAGAAAAGUACUAUAUAUAUAUGGUCAUUACUAAAUAUAACUUAGAUUAAUUAACUUAUAAUAGUGAAAAGUGCAGGACACAUUUCUAAUUUGAACACUGUAAAAUACAGAAAAGUACUAUAUAUAUAUAUAUAUAUAUAUAUAUGGUCAUUACUAAAUAUAACUUCAAUUAAUUAAUUUAAAAUAGUGAAAAGUGCAGGACACAUUUCUAAUUUGAACACUGUAAAAUACAGAAAAGUACUAUAUGCAUGGUCAUUACUAAAUAUAACUUAGAUUAAUUAACUUAUAAUAGUGAAAAGUGCAGGACACAUUUCUAAUUUGAACACUGUAAAAUACAGAAAAGUACUAUAUGCAUGGUCAUUACUAAAUAUAACUUAGAUUAAUUAACUUAUAAUAGUGAAAAGUGCAGGACACAUUUCUAAUUUGAACACUGUAAAAUACAGAAAAGUACUAUAUAUAUAUAUGGUCAUUACUAAAUAUAACUUCAAUUAAUUAAUUUAAAAUAGUGAAAAGUGCAGGACAUAUUUCUAAUUUGAACACUGUAAAAUACAAAAAGUACUAUAUGUAUGGUCAUUAUUAAAUAACAUAAAUUAAGUUAUUUAAUAACUUAAAUUAAUUAACUUAAAAUAGUUAAAAGUAAAGGAAACAUUUCUAAUUUGAACACUGUAAAAUACUAUAUGUAUGGUCAUUACUAAAUAACAUAAAUUGUAACCUAAGCAUAAAGAAUAGGAUCUAGAGAUGACAUGUACAGAUUUACAAAAAUGUAGGUUAUCACAGGAAUAAACUUUAUAUGUGUACAUAAAAAACAAAUACUAGUGUUUACUAAAGAUUUAAAUAAAUAUUUCUUUCUUAUAAUAAUAAGAAAGAAAUUUUUGUAUUUUUUAUAUACCAUUUUAUAUUGUUCAAAACACCAAAACUUUGUUGAUAUUGACUUAAUAGUUUGUAUAAUAAUUGAAAAAAAUUGUAUGUGAUGAUGCUGACCUGUCAACCAGCUGAAAAGUUUUGUUUGUGUAUGAGUGUUGUAUGCUCAUAGUUUGUGACUCAACUGUAAUAUGAAACGGUUGUUCCUGUUUCUUUUAUGUAAUUAUUAUGUGUUCAAUUAUCAUACAGGUUUUCAACAGUUUUAUAUUUUUAGAAUUACUAAAUUGUUGUAAUGUUGUCUUUAGACAUAUCUUGGAAAGUGAAUGUAAUUCUAAUUAAUUAUUGUACAUAAUUAAAAAUUAUUUGGGUAAGCUUGAAAAAUUAUAGCUUCAUAAUUCAUUGUUCCCUAGCUCCAAAUUGAUAUAUUUAUCACUACUAUUAGGUGCAAGAUUUUUUAAUAAGCUGUAAAAUUGUGUUCAGUUAUACCCUUGUUAUUUAGUCAUCAAAUACAGAGUCCAGCAAAAGAAUUUCCCUGAUUUCAAUAGGCAUUUUCAACAAGAAUAAGAAACAUACAGAAAAAUUACUUAUAUUUGUGAAUAGCCUAUAUGAUGCCAUUUUACAUCACUUAGUACACUUUAUUUGGUUUUGAAAAUUAUGUCCGAUAAAUGAUGUCCUCCAUUGUUAAGACAUUCACAAAGUCUUGAAGUUGUCCAUAGGUCUUCGUGUAACUUCCCUUGGAAUGGCUGCCACUUCCUGCCUAAUGGCAUCUUUUAGUUCUUGCAGAGCUCUGGGACGAUGUUUGUAGACUUCAGCCUUUAGGUAGCCCCACAGAAAGAAAUCACAAGGUGAUAAGUCGGGUGACCUUGGGGGCCAGGAAAUGUCUCCUCUUAAAGAAACAAGACGUCCAGGGAACAACUCUCUUAACAUUUCCAUGGACCGCCGAGCAGUGUGAGCUGUGGCUCCAUCCUAUUGGAACCAAACUUCUUCUUCCUCAUGGUCUAAAACAAACUGGUUGAUCUUGGGUCGGAGAAAUGUCUCUAUCAUGUGACAGUAGUGAUCGGCAUUGACCGUUACUGUUUGUCCAUCUUCUUCAAAAAAGUACGGUCCCCACACACCAAAUUCUGCAACGGCGCACCAACUGUAGUGGUUGUUGGUGGAGUUCCCUAGGAUUUUCUGCAGCCCAGUAGUGGAAAUUCUGUUUGUUAACAGUUCCACACAAGUGGAAGUGGGCUUUAUCAGAAGAAAUGAAGACAGCAUCUGGGGGAAUGUUUUGCAAAAUGUCAUCACAUGCAGCCCUGCGAGUUUCAUAAUCUUCUUCAGACAACUUUUAGGCAACCAUUAUUUUGUAGGGAUGCAGAUGAAGUUCCUUAUGCAGAAUUCUCCUUACACUCCUUUCUGACAAUCCCAGGGCAGCUGCAUGUUUAACCGCUGAACGGGUGUCACCCACAGUCUAAUCGUUUUCGCAUCAGGAAUACUAUCACGUCGGCCAAGUUUGAUUCGAAUCCGAAACGCUCGUUGAGUAGAAAUCACAGAACCGCCAUUUUUAAUAAACUCCUCCACAACAAACGCCCGAUGCUCACCGAGCCAAGCCAUGGCGAACACUGAAAAUAGCACUUACGCCGCUACGGAACAAUACCUCCUCCACUAAAACUCACUUGCUCAAACCGGGGAGGUUUUUUUGCGGAACCCUGUAUCCUAAAGUAAAUAGUAAGGCUAUAAUUAUAUAGUAAUUUGAUGUGAUGUUUCCCAGUAAGGAUAUUAAUAAAGAUCUGUAAUUAUAUUUGCUGUUAAUACAUGUAAACUUUAAAGAGCAUUUGCAUAUUUUAUUUAGAAUAAUUCUAUUUAACUUAUAAUAUUUUUAGUGCUGUAAAAUAAUGGAAAGUUCAGUUCUUCUUUGUUGAGUGGGCUCUCUGGUCACCAUACAGUCUAUAUCCAUAUUAUUUUUUCUCCCUCGAUUAGCAAUGCUAGAGUGUUGUAUGAUGUAUACUGCAAUGUAUUCAACGAUUUUCUGAAAAUAAAUUAAAUUUGAAUCCGGUGUAAUUAAGAUGAUGUGAAUGACCCAAGAGAGGGGUAUGUUAUAGAAUCAUCUUUUAUAGAACUAUCUUAUUAGACAGGUAUACAACUGAAUCUCAUUAAGAAAAAUCAUUUGUUGCCAGAAUGAAAAUUUGGCACAAAAACUAUAUAAUAGGAGAGAAAAUGAGAGCUGAAAAUGCCAGCUCUUUUGUUUGAACGUCGGAGAGAUUCUGUUUAGGAAUUUAUUUCAUUUAUAUGUUAUUUCUAGAAAGAUGUGCCUUCUGUAAUACAUGAUCUAAACCCUACUAAGUCUAAUAUUCCAAUUCUUAGUUCCAGUAAUAAGUAAUUUAUUUAAAGGAUGUUGUAUUUAAUUUGGCAUACUACUGUUGUAAUGUACUAUUGUGCCAUGGUUAGAUGGCAUCAGACUUAACAGUAUAUUUGGUUCUUGUUAGUAUUUUUUGAGAGGACCAACAACAAAUCAAACUUAUAAAACUGGCAAGAAUGCCAUUGCUUAUUAUUCAGUUUACUGAGUAUCAUUAAGCCACAUAGUAUCUUAGUAUGUACCCAAGUAUAAUUGUGAAUGUUUUUGUGUGUAAUUAAAGAACUGUAUAUACAGUGUAGAAGAAGUUUUAGGAUUAAAUGACUAAAAGUAAUGUAGCCUAAUGUAAAAUGUUUUGACCUUUGUCAUUGUUAAAAUAAUGUACCGACAAAUAAAGCUUGAUUGAUUGAUUUAUUUUUGUGUAAUUUUAUAUGUAUUUUUGUAUGUAGACUUAUCACAUAUUCAUAAAGAUAGCACAGCAUUAGUUAGAUUAAAGAUAGCUUAAUAUAGCAUAAAGAGCAUAUGUUAAAUUAAAUAAAGUACGCUUUAGUAAUAUGAUAAUGCUAAACAACACACUAGACAAAAAAGAAAGAUAAAGUAUUUUUUACCUUUUAUUAAAAAACCGGUUCUGCUGGUUGCUCUCUAUUUUGGAACCAGCAAAAUCUCUUUCCUUUUUCCAGGUCAUUACUUCCAAUAUUUGCAAAACAUGAACUGAUUGUAUUGUAUACUAUUUUUAUAUAUGAUUCUUAUGUUUUAAGGAUGUACCCCAUCUUAAUAUAUAACAAAAUCAAGUAAACUUAUUGUAACAAUUUUAUUUUUAUAUGAAAGCACACACUUUUGCCUACUUUUCUACAUAAUUGCCAUCAAUGUUAAAGUACGUAUCAUAUAUAAAUACAACUUUUUUUAUACUGGUGUCUUAAGAAAAUUGCCACUUGAUUUAACAGAGAGUGCAACAAGAUCAUUUUGAUGCUAUGCUGUUGUUGCAACACUGACCUUCAAGAUACUCGUGAAAAACAAAUGGUAGUCAUUGGGUGCUAAAUUGGGGUUGUUUGGGGGAUUAUGAAAUUGAUCCUUGCAAAAUGCUGUAUUGAGAUCUUGCAUUGUUUCUUUGCCACAUGUGGACUGAAAAACAUACAGAAAAACAUGUUUUUCGAUAAAAGUGUCAUACAGGAAACCUUUAGUGCCAAGAAAACAAAUAACAGCAUGUACUUCACAGUCUGCGUGAUUUUAAAUUGACGGGUACAUUUGAAAUAUGCAUUGACAUGUGUAAAAACAAUUUGUUUUUGCUGUAAUUGCAUCUGUCGUUUGCUAACAAAUGAAGAUGACAGUGCUCCAGCGUAGAACAUUGACCGCAGCACGGCAGACGUGGAUUUCAAAAUGAUACUUACUUCAAAUGUAUGCCUCAUUUUAAUGAGGCAUAGUUAUUUAGUUUAUUGCUUAUAUAUUUAAGAACUGUUAUAAUUUUAGUUUCUAAUUAUAUAUUUGUAUCAUAUACAUAUUUUCUAAGUAUACUGUAUACUUUUUGACAAAGCAAAUCGGUUUUGUUAUUCUAAUAAAAUGAAAGUAAAAAAAAUACAAAAAUUA
Homalodisca vitripennis (glassy-winged sharpshooter) is the source of this 6808-nucleotide messenger RNA. Its product is annotated as cyclin-dependent kinase 2-like. The transcript has 7 exons. Gene Ontology annotation, molecular function: ATP binding; cyclin binding; cyclin-dependent protein serine/threonine kinase activity. The record is from RefSeq and is a predicted model, not a curated record. Gene Ontology annotation, cellular component: cyclin-dependent protein kinase holoenzyme complex; cytoplasm; nucleus. Gene Ontology annotation, biological process: regulation of gene expression; G1/S transition of mitotic cell cycle; protein phosphorylation. Bases 342 to 1298 code for a protein of 318 amino acids. Lineage: Eukaryota; Metazoa; Arthropoda; Insecta; Hemiptera; Cicadellidae.